This is a messenger RNA of Salvia splendens (bonfire salvia), 1211 nucleotides long. RefSeq names its product two-component response regulator ARR12. NCBI's taxonomy places the organism in Eukaryota, Viridiplantae, Streptophyta, Magnoliopsida, Lamiales, Lamiaceae. The record is from RefSeq and is a predicted model, not a curated record. Bases 186 to 974 code for a protein of 262 amino acids. Gene Ontology annotation, molecular function: DNA binding. Gene Ontology annotation, biological process: phosphorelay signal transduction system; cytokinin-activated signaling pathway. The transcript has 6 exons.
AUAUAGACCGUAAAUAAAUAUGGAAACACAAGUAGUAAAUGAGAGAGAAAUCAAUUUGAGAAGGAAACACUGCGAUUCUAGGGAUUCAUCUUCCUACCGUCAACAAUACUGUUUCUGAAUUUAAGACGAUUGUUUACGCACAAAUUGAAACCGUUUCUCGAAAUUGUCUGUUGAGUUUCUCAAAAAUGCUUAUCGAAGAAAUUAGGGGUGAUGCUGAGGCGGAAAUCCGUGUUCUUAUUGUUGACAGUGACCCAAAAUGCAUAGAAAUAUUCGAAACUUUACUCAGGACACGCCACUAUAAUGUCACUACAACGAACCAGGCAAGUGUCGCAUUGAAGAUGAUUAGGGAAAAUAAAGACGGAUUAGACUUGGUGAUUAGUGAUGUGCACAUGCCCGACAUGGAUGGCUUUAAGCUUCUAGAACUUGUUAAUUUCAAAAGGGAGGAUCCACCAGUCAUCAUGAUGUCAGUAAGUAGUGAUCCUAAGCAUUUAAUGAAAGUGACUAACGAUUUGAGGAAGCUUUGGGUUGAACAGCUGAGUGAUUUUUGGCUGUAUAUAACAAGUAGAAAGAAGUUCGACUCUAUGAACCAGAAUAGAUCCAGUGAUCAAACCAAAGCUCAUCACUCAAUUGGAGAAGAAUCUACUGACCAAAUGGGUAAAUUGGAUAGUAAAAGAAAUGAUAAUGAAUAUGAAGACAAUGGGGCAGAACAUAAAUUCCGGACUGGCUGGCCUAUAGAGGUUCACAGGAAGUUUGCCGAAGCAGCUAAACAGUUGGGACCGGGAUUUUAUGAGGCCUCUCCCAAAGAAAUUCUGGAGAUGAUGAACGUCCAAGGCAUUACCCUGGAAUGUAUGGCGAACCAUCUCCAGGCAAUAAUCUUUCUCGAUCUAUGUUUUCUAUUUUAUUCUUCAAAACUACCUAUAAUCAGGCGCUCAUCGUCUACUCUAUUCUCCCUCUCGAAUCUUUUUGCAUUUUAGAGUUUAAGAAAAUUAAUCUUCCAUUUUAAUAAUAAUUCUUGUAAUUAUUCUUACUUUUUUUGGUUGGCCUGUAGAUGUUUAAGCUUGCCUUGAAAAGAAAGUUUAGGAAUGCUUACUCUCCUCCAUCAAAGUUCUAGGAACUCUCUUUAAGACUUCAUCAAUAAACUGCUGUAGAUUAUAUUUAAAUCUGAAUUGAGUAUGUUAAGUUCCGGUCAUAGAGAGACCAUUUUGCUGCUA